Messenger RNA from Morone saxatilis (striped sea-bass), 2599 nucleotides. It is a transcript of the gene sptlc3, whose product is annotated as serine palmitoyltransferase, long chain base subunit 3. NCBI's taxonomy places the organism in Eukaryota, Metazoa, Chordata, Actinopteri, Moronidae. Gene Ontology annotation, molecular function: serine C-palmitoyltransferase activity; pyridoxal phosphate binding. The record is from RefSeq and is a predicted model, not a curated record. Gene Ontology annotation, cellular component: serine palmitoyltransferase complex. The transcript is spliced from 12 exons. Gene Ontology annotation, biological process: ceramide biosynthetic process; sphingosine biosynthetic process. The coding region runs from base 102 to 1751 and encodes 549 amino acids.
ACAGAAGGAGGAAGUCACCUUCGCUGAGUUGAGUGAAGCGCACACCGGGUUACCUGACAGUCAAACCCGGAGGAGACGGUCGCCGCUGUGCCUGCAGGAAUAUGGCAGCAACUGUGGCUAAUGGCAAAUUAAAACCACAUUUGAACCAGAACGGACUGAAAGGCGACGAUUUAAAGAGGAAUGGCUAUCACAACAAGAGAGAGAAAAAUGGCCCAGGGACUGGUGUCGCCUCCAGGCAGCACAGGCACGAGUCCUUUGAACAGGCGCCCAUCUACGUGGCUGUCAUGACAUACCUGGGCUUUGGCAUUGUCACCCUGUUUGGCUACUUCAGAGAUUUCCUCAGAGCUGUGGGCUUAGAGAAGUGCCACCUUGCCCGGGAAAGAGAUGAACAGAAGGACUUUGUGCCACUUUAUCAAGAUUUUGAGAACUUUUACACUCGAAACCUGUAUAUGAGGGUACGAGACAACUGGAAUCGUCCCAUAUGCAGCCUGCCGGGGCCUGUCUUUGACCUGAUGGAGAGGGUGUCUGAUGACUACAACUGGACAUUUAGGUUAACUGGGAGGACACUACACAACGUGAUCAAUGUGGGCUCUUACAACUACCUCGGUUUUGCUGAGAACAACGCCGAUUUCCUGAAAACUGUGGCAGACAAAACACGCGACUAUGGCGUUGGAGUUUGCAGCACAAGACAGGAAAUGGGCAACCUGGGCAUCCAUGAAGAGCUGGAGCAACUGGUGGCCAAGUUCCUUGGAGUGGAGUCCUCCAUGACUUUUGGGAUGGGUUUUGCCACCAAUUCCAUGAAUAUUCCAGCAAUUGUUGGCAAGGGUUGUUUGAUACUGAGUGAUGAGCUCAAUCACACAUCUCUCAUCCUAGGGGCCAGACUGUCAGGGGCGACUAUACGGGUGUUCAAACACAACAAUAUGCACAGUCUGGAGAAGAUGCUAAGUGAGGCAGUUUGCUCAGGUCAGCCUCGGACCCACAGGCCCUGGAAGAAGAUCCUCAUCAUGGUGGAAGGCAUCUAUAGUAUGGAAGGCUCCGUGGUGCGACUUCCUGAAAUCAUCGCUCUGAAGAAGAAGUAUAAAGCGUAUCUGUACCUGGACGAGGCCCACAGUAUCGGAGCAGUGGGAGCGUCAGGGAGGGGUGUGACAGAGCUGUUUGAUGUGAACCCAGCUGAUGUGGACGUGAUGAUGGGCACCUUCACCAAGAGCUUUGGGGCUGCUGGAGGCUAUAUUGCAGGGAAAAAGGAGCUGGUGGACUACCUGCGUAGUCAUUCUCACAGUGCAGUAUACGCCUCGGCCAUGUCCCCUCCUGUCACUGAGCAGAUCAUUCGUGCCAUGAAGUGCAUCAUGGGAAAAGACGGGAGCACAGAGGGCAUUAGACGGGUCCGCCAACUGGCAGAGAACACCAGAUACUUCAGGGCCAGACUGAAGGAGAUGGGCUUCAUCAUCUAUGGCAAUGAUGACUCACCUGUGGUUCCAAUCCUGCUCUACAUGCCAGGCAAAGUGGUGGCUUUCGCUCGAGAAAUGCUGGAGAGAAAAAUUGGAGUAGUGGUAGUCGGCUUUCCAGCCACGCCGAUUACAGAGGCCCGAGCUCGCUUCUGUCUGUCUGCAGCGCACACCAGAGCCAUGCUGGACCAGGUGCUGCACCAUCUAAACGAGUUGGGAGACACUCUCUGUCUGAAGUUCUCACGGAAGAAAUAUUCCUCUUGGUCCGACCUCUCUGAUGAGACAGACUUUGAGCUGGACAGCUGAUAUGACCCUUGACACCUUCAUUUCACAGUGUCAAAACGAAGUUGUCCGUGCUGCAGCAACAGACCCAUAAACACAAAACAUAGAGUAACACCCAUGUCUCACAGCAAAAGAGGGGCCAAAUGUUUGGCAGCUGCUUGUUAUAUGUUUGUAAAACAUUGUGAUUUAACAGCACACUUAUUUGUGCGUCUUAACAAGAGAAACUGAAAUGUUUCUGAAUAUUUUUAUUUGUAAUUAUAUACAUGAAAUGAUCGCACACGCACUGCUGGACUCAAACUGAAGGACUGUGUAAAAUAUAUGUAGUUAUUUAGCUGUUCAUAUUGAGACAAACAACACUCAGGUUCAAAGAACAUCAGUUUCUCUGCACUCCCAUUUGAAGUCAGUUUAAAGAAACUUGCUUAAAAGAGCCUUGUUGUAAUUACUCAUGUUUACAUUCAGACAUCAAGAACUCUUUAUGGAAGCAUUUUUUGCUUCUUGUAAACGUCAACCAUCAUUUAUUAAAAUGCUGGUUGUGGUUAUUAAAGAGCACAGUCUCUAAAAAUGUAAUUUAAGGACUUUCAUUUACUUCCUUAACAUGAAAGAGUAGUUGUAAGUAAAGAAAUGGAAUUUAUAGUUUGAAAUUUUCCCUCUGGUGUACUGCUGCAUUGCACCAAUUUUGAGGCUUCUGAUUUUUAUUGUUUUCCAAUAAAACACAAAUACCGCACAUGAAAACUUCCUGAAUGUGUUUAGGAAAAGGAAGGUUGAUUAAUUAAUCCACAUGACAGGCUGCUGAAAGUCCUGAACCUUCCCUUUGGAACUGUGUUAACUUCCUGACACAUGAUUAUUUACACUACUCAUGGCUGAACUGAUCG